AUGACUACUGUGGCUCCUUUGAAGAUUCGUAUUUUCUCCGAUUUGGUGAACAAGACGAGAGUUGUUGAGGAAUAUGCAAAGACGGUAGCUUUGUCAAAGGACACUCAUGGAGGAAACACUAGUCGGGGACGUGGUGGUUGCUUCAACGGUGGUUUGCCUGGCCACAUUGCGAGAGAUUGUACUCAUGGGAAGAACCUGGAUGCGGUUGCAUUGUAUGAUACUGGAGCUUCGCAUUUGUUUAUUUCGUUUGAUGAAGUUGAGGAGCUAGGCUUGAAAGUUUCAGAAUUAGCGUUUGAAUUGCAUGUACAUACUCCACAUCAGAAGGUUAUGACUAGAUCGAGUUGUAGGCAAGUACGUUUCAAGCUUGAGGGUAGAGGUUUUGUACAUGAUUUGAUUUGUUUACUAAUGGUCAGGUUGGAGAUGAUUUUGGGAUUUGAUUGGUUGUCGAAGAAUCGGGUUUUGCUGGAUUGCUUUGAGCGGUCAAUUCAGUUUAUGCCAGAAGGAGAAAAUGGAGCUGUGAUAGCUGAGGGUUACUACCUGAACUCUGUAAUGGUGCACUAUAGUGGUGAAGAAUGUCAGGGUUAUAUCUUGUUGACUGCUAAUGCUUUGGUCGACGCCCAGAACUUAGAUCAGAUUUCGGUAGUUAGAGACUUUUCGGAAGAUAUUCCUGAGUUCCCACCUCAAAGGGAUAUCGAAUUUACGAUUGAAUUGGUGCCGGGAGCCAGACCAGUAUCGAUUGCGCCGUAUAGAAUGGCUACGAUAGAGCUGGCUGAACUAAAUGCUCAGUUGGAAGAGCUUUUGAACAAGAGGUUCAUUCGACCAAGUGUAUCUCCGUGGGGAGCACUAGUUUUAUUGGUGAAGAAGAAGGAUGGAGCAAUGCGACUUUGUGUGGAUUACCGAUAG
Messenger RNA from Arachis ipaensis, 903 nucleotides. RefSeq lists its product as uncharacterized. NCBI's taxonomy places the organism in Eukaryota, Viridiplantae, Streptophyta, Magnoliopsida, Fabales, Fabaceae. The record is from RefSeq and is a predicted model, not a curated record.